Molecule: messenger RNA, 1927 nt
Organism: Python bivittatus (Burmese python)
Lineage: Eukaryota; Metazoa; Chordata; Lepidosauria; Squamata; Pythonidae
Gene: GINS4
Product: GINS complex subunit 4
Biological process (GO): DNA-templated DNA replication; double-strand break repair via break-induced replication
Cellular component (GO): GINS complex
Source: RefSeq, a predicted model, not a curated record
AUGGCUACACAGUGUGAGAACCCAGUGGUGCUCACGCCGGCUCAGCUGAUCUGCAGCUUGGAGCAGGCUUGGAUGAAUGAGAAAUUUGCCCCUGAACUGCUAGAAAGCAAAUCGGAAAUUGUUGAAUGUGUUAUGGAGCAGCUUGAACAUAUGGAAGAGAAUUUGAAACGAGCCAAACAAGGGGACCUUAAAAUCAGCAUUCAUCGCAUGGAGGUGGAACGAAUCCGUUACGUUCUCAGCAGUUACUUGCGUUGCCGACUCCGGAAGAUUGAGAAAUAUUUCCCCCACAUCCUGGAGAAGGAAAAGAUUCGGGCAGAAGGAGAGCCAUCCAUCCUGUCCCCAGAAGAGUUUGCCUUUGCCAAAGAGUACAUGGCGAACACAGAGAACCAUCUCAAAAACGUGGCGCUGAAACAUAUGCCUCCAAACCUGCAGAAAGUUGAUUUCCUCAAAGCUGUUCCCAAGCCCAACCUGGACUCCUUUGUCUUCUUGAGAGUGAAGGAGAAGCAGGAAAAUAUAAUGGUGAUGCCAGAGCACGAUGAACAGAGAGAAUACGUGAUUGACCUGGAUGAAAACUCCCAACAUUUGAUCCGCUACAAGACGAUUGCUCCCUUGGUGGCCUCAGGGGCAGUCCAACUCAUCUAGACAAGGUGGACUUACAGGCACCUUUCUGCGAAGAGACCAACCGGAAGAAGGAUCUGUGCCCCUGAGGAACCAGUGCUUCAUGAUCCCCCAUGCCUGACUUUGGGAAUUUAGCUCCACUGGCUUGAUUUCAGCAUCAGAUGCCUGGACUUCUUCUGUUAGUGCUGCUGAAACAACGAUGUGAAAUUUUGUCCCUGGGAAAUGGGGUCCAACCCACACGAAAGAAGGAGAGGGUGGUGGCAUUGGAGAAAAGAUUUGGAAAGUGGGACGAACUAGCCCAGCAACUUGGCUGCUCAAAGGGUGUAUCAUUACCUGUCCAGCAGGUGGCAGUAGACCUGUCCUGGACGGGCCAGGUUCAAGCGACAGAAUGAAAAGAUGUCGUAUGGCAAAGAGUGGGCAACUUUUUUGUCUGGGAGAAUACUCUUUCCCAACCAUCUAGGGCUGCAGGGGCAUGGCAGGAAUGUCACUGGAGAGAGCGACUCUGAAACUCUUGAGAUUUUUUUAAUUUGGGGGAAGGAGGGUUGAAGGGAAAGAGGUAUGUUUCACCCUGUGGGUGCUUAAGGCUUAGUUUCAGUGCUUUCAUUGCAGCGCUGAAGAAAGUCGACAGCAGCAUCUCGGUGACAAAAUUGCAGAUGGGUGCUAGGUUCUACACAAUUGUAUCGUGCGCUACUUUCCCCCAAUCUCUUGGCAGAUGUGUUGGGCUACAUUUUCCCCCAUCCUCUGCAAGUCCAUAGGGUUGCACCCAGAGAAUAUGUGAGGGGGAGGCAGGUCUGGGGAUGAUGGGGUCGCAGGAAUGUCCAAGGGGAAGAGGUAAAACAAAAAAUUAACAUAUCUAGACCCCAGGCUGGGGAAGGCAGCUAUAAGAAAUGCAUUAAUGAACUGAGUGUGAGCAGCCAUUCAAGAGGUUUUAACAUGCAGUACUUUUCUGCUUUGGGAAUGUGGCUGUGUAUAAAUUUCGGAUGUGACUCAGAAACAACAGGAGUGUCUCGGAAGCUACAAAUAGCAUCAUCUCCCUGUUACAGAUAAAAACUGCUAGUGGGAGUCGAUGCAAGACUUAAAUGGCAUAACUAACAGUUUGAGGAUGCCUUGUGUUUACUUCCAUUAAAUUCGUGCGAUCGUAUUGCUCUCUAAUGUUAGAUCUUGAGAUUCCAGAACCCAAUUCAGCUACAGGGGGCAGUGUUGUUCCGUUAGGAUUACAUUGCCCUAUUUCCCAUUAAUGUACAGGUAGUCCUCGAUGUCUGACCACAAUUGGGACCCAAACUUCCAUCAGUAAGCGAUGUGGUCAUUA